AAUGGACCCACCCCUCACACCGCCUGUCCGCAUUCAGCCAGUGUCGUCGACAAUUAUUACCACGAAGGAUGCGCAGAAGCAGCUGGAGAGGUUUCUGGAGGACUUUCAGGCGAGGAGCACCUCUGCCCAAGGAGGAAACAGCGCAGUAACGCGUAUCGCGCUCCGUCGCUCGACUUUACCCUCGGGCUCUCCAGCAGCACUACCUCAGUCACCGCAUUUCCGUCGCUCAACUCGCACUCCUGCCACCUUCAUACAGUUCACCAAGUCGAACCGGAAGGACACCCAACCAGACAGCUCGACCUCGCUCGAAGGAGUCUUCACCAAGCCUCCUUCCCUGGGUCGUCCGGGCUUUCAGCGCCUGCUUGAUGGCAGCGCCGAGCGGGGACAACCCGCCUCUGGCGCGCCGUCGUCUGCACCUCAUGGGUCCAGCUAUACGGCCGGAGGAGGGAAAUCGUGGAACCGAACCGGAGGGGUAGCAAGCACUGCGAAUCGUUCCGGUGUCGACGUGAAUGCCAAAGAUUGGCUUGGGAGGACGCCCCUUCACCUCUCCUGCACCUCACUGGAGAGCAUCGAGUACACCCGCGCGCUCCUGAAGCAUCCGCAAAUCGACGUCAACCUUCCAGACGUGGAGAGUCAUUGGACACCGUUGCAUAGGGCCCUCUACUCCGCGAAUCUUCCAGCCGGCUUGCUGCUCUUGCAACGUUCAGACAUCGACGGGUCGUUGAAAGACUACGAGGGAUAUACAUCCUUCGAUUUGUACAAUUCUACAGUUGAUGGAACAAAGCCUGAGCCAGCGGCGAUGAACGCGGAGCUGUUUACCUGGGGUGCAAAUCGCAAUGCAGCUCUCGGGGUCGGAGACGGCGACGACAGGACUUUUCCUGACCGUGUCAAUAUCAAGUCUAAAGACAAGGAAGACCCAGAAACCUUGAGCAAGAUGAGGAUAUCAGCCAGGUUCUCUCUAAUCCACGUGCGGCAGAUACAAAUGUCCAAACUCCACACUGCGGUCGUUACAACAGAGAGCGAGGGGAAUCUGCGGCUUUGUGGGUUUGGAAGCGGUGGGCGACUUGGCUCGGGCCAGCAUACUCAAUAUAGCCUCAAGCCGCUUCCUUCCUUCAACCUCUCCGUCGUCCGUGUCGCUCUGGGACAAGACCACACGUUGGCCCUUACGAAGUCGGGCGAGGUAUACUCUUGGGGUCUCAACCGUUUCUCGCAACUGGGAUACGCCGUCGAAAACACAACGACUGGACGCCAUGAAGAACCCAUCCAAAGUGUUCCGAAGAGGGUUGUGGGUUUGCUGAGGAGAGAAGUCGUCCGUGGCGUUGCUGCAAGCAAGAAUGCUUCUGCUUGUUGGACGAACGAAACGGUCUUUACAUGGGGCACUAAUACCGGACAAUUGGGUUACGACAAGAAUGCACAACCUGUCCAAGUUCUUCCUAGACCCGUUACCAAAUUCACUGGCCCCGUCGUCGAACUUGCCAUGAGGGACACCGUUCUCGUGGCCCUGCUUGCUACUCGCAAUGUUGGCUUCUCAUUGCAAGCAUUCCCGACUGGCAUUCAACCUUACCGACCGCCGCAGUCCGUCAAUGAUUCGCGCAUUUCCAAGAUCACCUGCUGCGAUGACACCUUCGCUGCUCUUUCGUCCAGCGGCGAAGUGUUCACAUUCGCAGCACCGGCCUCCGCGGAUACGUCUGCUAGCGAGGGAAGAGGUCCGAUUUUCAAGCCACAGAGAGUCUGGGCCUUGAAGAAGAAGUUCAGCGCAGUCAAGGACAUCGCUCUUGGAUCCGACGGGUCGAUCAUCAUCUGCACUGAAUCCGGACAUGUGUUCGUCCGAACAAGAAACACGAAAAGUCCAUCUGGAAAAGCAUUCAAGUUCGAGCGAGUUCCGUACUUGCAGCGUGUGACCCAGGUCUGCGCGAACAGCACUGGAGCAUUUGGUGCUCUGCGGAUCGAUUAUGCGCCUAAUGCCAUCCAAGUGACUGGCAAGACAAUUGCGCAAGACCUGAAGACGGUGCAACCUUAUCUCAAAUUCUACCAGGCUCCAGAUGAAAGCGACUCAGAGAACGGCAAAUUAGCCCGACCACAUUCAAAUUCAAUUGGGCGGAGACCUCGUAGUGCCACACUCGCUUCCUCUUUCCAUUUCGACGACGAACCAGAAGAUGAAACUAUCGAAGAUGACAUCGACCGCCUCCUCGAACUGUGCGACGUCCUCGCUGUCGAACAGCGAAUGCGAAAGGGGGGUGGUGGUAGCAUCAACUACGAUGGUGUUUUUCUCUCACAUGGUGCCGACACGAUGAUCCACGUCCACUCUGGUGCUGCUUUUCCUGCCCACAGGGCCAUCCUCGCCGCCCGUUCGCAAGCUCUCGAGGCACUCUUAUCCGGCUCGGGAGCAUUUGUCGACCAGAAGUCGAGCAUAUCCCUCAGGCUCAUGCCAGCGAAGCCUGGGCCGGGGUUAGGUGUAUUCAAGCUGACUCGACUGUCAAUUUCGAGAUGCCAUCCGCUCGCGGUGCUUAUCUUCCUAAGUUAUCUAUACUCCGAUACGCUGGUCGCUGUGUGGGACAGGAGGGUAGCCGUAUCUGUUGAGAAGGAGCUGGCAGCGUCGAAUGCCAGCCCGGCUCAAAUCAAGGCAGAUCUGCAGGCACUGGCGAGGGUUUUGGAGUUACCUCUACUGGUCGCAGCUUUGGAACCCCCAGUAAAGCGCGAGCCAGCGCCGUCGAUGGCCCAGGACAUGCAACGUCUAUUCGACGCCGUUCAGAAGGGUUCUCUAUCCAAGUCGUCGCCUCUUGCUCCCGAUGUUGUUCUUCAGCUCGCCGACAAGGAUGUUUGCACGCAUUCCGUCAUCCUGCGUGCAAGAACCCCGCUUUUCGCUAGCUUUUUCGAUUUAGAGGACUGGACGAUCAAGAGAUGGGCAGCCGAUGGCUCGAUUCGGAUCGAUUUGAAGCAUCUGACGUGGCGCGUCAUGAAGUUUGUGCUGGGGUUCAUGUGUUGUGGGCAGGACGCGGAGAUGUUCCAUGUGCUAGACUUUAUCCACUCUGUUGACGAACUUCUCCGAUUUAUGUUUGAUGUCCUCGCCGGAGCGAACGAACUUCUUCUGGACCGUCUAGUUCUCCUGUGCUCGUCAGAGAUUCUGGCACACAUCAACGUCCACAACGCUUGCUUCGUUCUCGCAGAAGCGACCUACUAUCACGCCCAAUCUCUCGUUGAGAAACUUCAAGAGUACAUCUCGAUCAAUAUGGAGACCUUCCUUGAAGGGCGUAUCCUGGAUGAGAUCCCAUACGCACUCGUCAAACAACUCGCAAAGUUUACACGGUUGCGUCAGACGAAGAAAUCACCGUUCGCGAGAUCGGAUGAGUUUCUGAAUGAGAUGAUGAAGAAGCACGCUGAUUGGCUGAAAUUGCAAGACUUUCCGGAGACGAUCGUCCAAUUGGUCAGCAAAGGGCCUUUGAAGAAAGAUAGCUCUUUGACGAAGAUAUCUCCAACACUUUCUACCAAACAGUCUGUUCCGAAGAUGUCACCAACGAACUCGCCACAGGUUGCCUUUCAUUCUCCUGGCCUGUCAUCGAUGCCUGAUCCUUCUGGUGAUGACGUCUUCAUUAUGGACGAGCCUGACCACCCUCUAACUUCUGCUUGUCUGGAGGCGACGGUUUCACCCUCCGUCGUUAUUCCUCCACGCCCUGUAUGGAAAGCGCAUGGUGUCCCAAGGGUUGACAUGAAGACUGUCAUGGCCGAAGCUGCCAUACAGCAGGCAUCUUCAUCCCGACCGUUGCCCGCCCCGAACAUUCAAACCUCUCCGCGAGCAAUAGCCACCACGACAGGCCCCUCUAUGUCAGCGACAGGAAUAUCAGGCUCUCCGUCAACGAAACCUCCUGUCAAGACCGGAGCGUCUGCUCCUUGGAGGAUACCUGCAAACUCUACAGCUGCAGGUGGCACGGCCGCCACACCACCCCGCCCGUCGAAUACGCUGUCGGCCCCCAGCCUUCCAAGCACAAGCGGUCGAUCUCCAGCAUCAAGCUCUCCAACUGGCGGUCGACUUCAGCCGCCUGGAACGCCAACUCGUGCAUCAGCACCAGGGCUUGGACCAGUUAUUACUCCUACUCGACAGGCACCAGCAAAGACCGGUACUUCCGACAAUCGAGUUCCGAGUAACUGGACAAAAUCAUGGGUCUUCCCACCCCUUCAAACAGCAGCUGCCCCAUCGCCGCAGCCGACAGGGAUGUCCUUCAUUGCCAUUCAACACUCGCAACGCGAGCAAGCCGCACCUGUCAAGGAUAAACGGUCCCUCCGAGAGAUCCAAGAAGAGGAACAGUCCCUACAACUUGAAGCGGACUUCCUCAAGUGGUGGACAGCUGAAGAAGAGCGGGUUCAGCAAGAAGCUUUGGCUUUGGCACAAUUCCAAACUAAUAUGGGCAAGCAAACACCUAGCAAGCCCCGGCCAUCCAAACAAAAAUCAACUACUAGCAAGGACAGGGAGAAAAGCGAGUCUACUCCUGGUAAUAUUCCAAGGGUGGCAACUGCCCAGAAUUCAGACAAAUCAGGCCAACAAAUACCACCUAGACGAAGGCCAAAAAAAGCAGGCCAGAAGAACACUGCGGACUCAUA
Molecule: messenger RNA, 4596 nt
Organism: Cyclocybe aegerita
Lineage: Eukaryota; Fungi; Basidiomycota; Agaricomycetes; Agaricales; Hemipholiotaceae
Source: the annotation of a GenBank genome assembly